Betta splendens (Siamese fighting fish) is the source of this 2905-nucleotide messenger RNA. RefSeq names its product growth differentiation factor 6a (gene gdf6a). Gene Ontology annotation, cellular component: extracellular region. Bases 230 to 1570 code for a protein of 446 amino acids. Gene Ontology annotation, biological process: BMP signaling pathway; SMAD protein signal transduction. NCBI's taxonomy places the organism in Eukaryota, Metazoa, Chordata, Actinopteri, Anabantiformes, Osphronemidae. Gene Ontology annotation, molecular function: cytokine activity; growth factor activity. The record is from RefSeq and is a predicted model, not a curated record. The transcript has 2 exons.
UUGUUUGGGAAGCCUUUACACUGAGCGACUAUGUGGGCGUGUUUCUUUCGGCCCAGCACUCUCCACUCCUGCGUGAAGUCCAGAGCGCAAAACGCACUUCUUCUGGUGCGAACGGAGAGCGCAAAAGCAGCAGCUCCACGACCUUUAAGGCGCGCGUCUCCGGCUCCCGAAUCCAACUUCACCGUGCGAGGAAGAAGUUGUUAACGAUCUCCCGCGGACGCUCACAGCCAUGGACGCAUCUCGAAUCCUAACGCUUUACAUGGGACUGCUCCUUGUUGUGUUUGGGAAUAUACCGUGUUUCCAGUCUGCUGCUAUCAUCUCUCCCUCGGCGCCGCGGAGGAACAGAGGAGCCAGGAUCUCUCACCAGGACGGACAAAGGUCAUCUAAACUCCUAAAAGACAUCUUCGCGUCUUCGCAUCCCGCAGCGGCUCAUCACAAAGACGAGCUAAAAGGCGCUAUUGUACCACACGAGUACAUGCUUUCCAUAUACAGGACAUACUCGGCUGCAGAGAAGCUCGGACUAAACGCAAGCUUUUUCCGCUCUUCUAAAUUUGCCAACACCAUCACAAGCUUUGUGGACAGAGGAACAGACGAUCUUUUGCACUCUCCUAUACGAAGACAAAAGUAUCUGUUUGAUGUCUCAACCCUUUCAGACAAAGAGGAGCUGGUCGGGGCGGAAUUAAGGAUAUUUAGGAGAGCGCCCGGGGAUUUGCAGACUUCGCUGCAGACGACGGGUCUCUACUACAUCCAGCUCUACCCCUGCCGUUCAGACAGGCUGCUGGACUCCAGGUCUCUGGACCCCCUGGAUGCCACUAAAGCCGGAUGGGAGGUUUUAGACGUGUGGGAAAUGUUUAAAGCGCACCAGCAUUAUUAUCAUCACCCCCACCAUCAUCACUUUCAGAAGGGGAACGAGCUCUGCUUCCAGCUCAAGGUCACUCUUGGCAAAUCAGACACCGAGGUGGACCUGAGGCACCUGGGACUGGGCAGGAGCGGCCGGUCCCAGCAGGAGAAAGCCAUCCUGGUGGCCUACACGCGCUCCAAGAAGAGGGAGAACCUCUUCAGCGAGAUGAACGAGAAGAUCAAGUCGCGGAGGUCGAUCGGCGAGAAGGAGGAGGCGGCGGCGGCGGCGGCGGCGGCAAAGGAUGCGGGCGAGGAGCGGGUGACGCACAGGGGAGGCAAAGCAGACGGGCCCCGGCGGCGGCGAAGGACCGCGAUGAGUAACCGCCACGGGAAGAGGCACGGGAAGAAAUCCAAGUCCAGAUGCAGCAAAAAGGCGCUGCACGUGAACUUUAAGGAGCUGGGCUGGGACGACUGGAUCAUCGCGCCCCUGGAUUACGAGGCGUACCACUGCGAGGGGGUGUGCGACUUCCCCCUCAGGUCGCACCUUGAGCCGACCAACCACGCCAUUAUACAGACGCUCAUGAACUCCAUGGACCCCAACAGCACCCCGCCGAGCUGCUGCGUCCCCACCAAGCUCAGCCCCAUCAGCAUCCUCUACAUAGACUCCGGCAACAACGUGGUGUACAAGCAGUACGAGGACAUGGUGGUGGAGCAGUGUGGGUGCAGGUAGCGGCCAUUGUUGGCUUCAUUAACCCGCAAAAGACCGAAAGAUCAAAGAUGAAGCCUUGGUGAAAAGUCCACACAGGUCUGAGAAGCUUUGAGACGUCUUCGUUCGGAAAGGGACGCACACAGAGGCGACGUCCGCUAUUUAUUUACGCUCAGUCACAUUCAUCCACACACUCUGCCUUAAAGUGUUAAGUCUUCACUCCAAUCUUGCGCAACGAGCGAUCGCCUCAUCAGACGGGCCUUUGUUUCACGCGUCCGUGUGGCACAAGGGAUGGGUGCGUGAUGCGUGAACUGGCCGCGGCCCACGGAGUUGAGGCCGCGCACCUGUUCGUGCCGAGGCCAGAGGACAGUGGGUUUGUCGCAGCUCUGUCGUGUGAUCCUGCCUGCCAGGCCCGGGCCCUUUUGGGUAUGUGCACUCAGGCCGUGAAUGCCCCGGUCCAGCUGGAGUCAUUACAGGCCCGAGCCAGCGAUUGCUUUCCAAAAUCAGAGAGAGAAAUAAAAGGGGGAGGACGUCUAAUCUACCAAACACGCACGCACGCACGCGCGCACACACACACACACGCGCGCGCGCGUAGAUUGGCCAGUAAAGGGGAGAUAAGAUGCCGGUGUUAAUGCCGUCUAGAGAUUUCUUUUGCCAUACUGGACACCAGUUCAGAGGCGUCGUGCGCCUUUUUUGCGGACACAAUGGACACAAACCCAGACUUGUGCCCGACUGGGGCCCUGUUACAUAAAAAAGCACACAUUACUGAGGCGAACUUUUUUUUUUGCUCAAAAGUCUGCAUCUUUACGAAAUGCACUUCCGCAACUGACUGCGCCGAGGACGUGCGGUCAGCGACAGAGCUCGUCUUCUCUGAUGAUGAACGUAAGGAAGGAAAAAAAAUAACUCGAGGCGAUAUUUAAAUGCACAUUAGCUUUGAAUGCACUGCUGUUCAUUAUUAUUAUUUUUUUCGAGCUGUAAAUAUUUGUACAGUCAAACACUUUACAAAGUGUAACGAAUGAAGAAAUGGGGGAAAACUGCAUUUCUUUGUAAAUAUAUAAAAAAUCGGUAUAAUUUCUAUUCUAUAAUUAUUUUAUUAUUUGUGAUGUACAGAGUUUCAUGAUAAUCAUAUAUUUCUUACAUUGUCAAGAGUAAUUUAAGGUGUAUUCGAUAUUUUUUUGGCAGAGGGUGGAAAAUACCGUUAUUAAUGUCUACCUCAUAAUUGCAUAUAGGAUCUGAGUUUUGAGGUGCAUUCGGUUAGAGUGUAAGGAGCUUUUACAAUGAUAUCUAAGAUCAAUUAUAUACAUAUAUUACUGGAUAAUAUUUCACACCAUUACUGUACAAAUAAAAUUCAAAACAAAG